GGAGUGGCUCCACGUGUUCCUAGAGUUGGAAGAGUGGCCCCGCUCGCGGUCGCUAAAGCUGAUCCGGACACUUGGGCGCGGCUAAUUAGAAUACUGACUGGGUCCGCCCAAAGGCCUUCACCCUGUGGCCUCUGACCCGGGAGGAUCUGCUGCUGGGCAGCUGAAUCUUCGCCGCUGAACUGACGGGGGCUGCCCGCCCCACUCCGUCAUGGAGACCGCCGGCACCCCUGAGGCUCCGGGGACAGAUUAAAAUGGUGGCUUGCUAUGGAUGAGGACUCCACUUCCGGUGGGGAGGGGGCGGGACCCCAGCCCGCUCACGCCGGAAGUGGUUCGGGUUCUCAAGAUGGCGACUCCCUAUGUAACUGACGAGACCGGCGCUACACCUCAGGAUCACUCCUUCCUGGACCUCAUCUGUGACACUACUUUCCUUGCAGGCAAGUACAUUGCCUCAACACAGAGACCCGACGGGACUUGGCGCAAGCAGCGGAGGGUCAAAGAAGGAUACGUGCCCCAAGAGGAGGUCCCAGUCUAUGAAAACAAGUACGUGAAGUUUUUCAAGAGUAAACCAGAACUUCCUCCAGGCCUGAGCCCCGAGGCCACUACACCCGUCACCCCAUCCAGACCUGAAGGUGGCGAAGUAGGCCUCUCCAAGACAGCCAAACGCAACCUGAAGCGGAAGGAGAAAAGGAGGCAACAGCAGAAAGAGGGAGAGGCCUUGAGCCGGACUCUUGAAAAGGUAUCUCUGGGAGACACAGCCCAAACGCCCAGUGCCCUCCAAAGCUCCCAAGGCGCCCCUCCAGCUGCCUCCGAUGCCUCCGACUCUGCCGCCACCACAGAGAAAGCCAAGAAGAUGAAGAACCUGCGGAAGAAGCUGCGGCAGGUGGAGGAGCUGCAGCAGCGCAUCCAGGCCGGCGAGGUCAGCCAGCCCAGCAGAGAGCAGCUGGAGAAGCUGGCCCGGAGGAGGGCUUUGGAGGAGGAGCUGGAGGACUUGGAGCUGGGCCUGUGAGGCUUCGGGAGUAGGGAGUGACUGCGGAAUAAACCAUGGGGUGCUCUGGGGUCCAGGGAGUGUGGGCCGCAGCAGCAGGAGGGGCACCCCCCAUACUGGCUCACUUCCACCUGUGGCCAACUCCGUCCUCCAGAGCCCUAGGCUCUCCUUCGUUCCUUCCCCUUCUCAGCUCCUAAUUUUGGACUUUUCCCCCACCCGUUCCCAGUGUUCAAAUUCUCAGUGAUGACCCUAGGUACUUCUGCUGCUGAUCUGGGUGUCUUGUUGAAACGAAAACCGGGGGGUGGGAGUCUGUUAGAGAUCUGAGGUUGAGGUACAGGAGUACCCCAAGUCUUAGAGCCCUCGUUCCUGUUCACAGUGUUUGAGUUAUUUCCCUGGCCAUCCCGAACCUCCUUUUUUUUUUUUUUUUUUUUUUUAAAGAAAGUAAGAAUAAAUUCAAGUAGACAGCAUGUGGUCAGGUAUGGCUCUGUUCUCAACUCUUUGUCAGUUUGCUGAAAGAAGACACUUUAGUUUAAAUUUGGUUCUAUUUUCAUUUUUUUAAAACGGUUUCUCCUGUAACAGUGCUCACUGUCCUGGCACUUCCUCUGUAGGCUAGGUAGGCCUUGAACUCAGAGAUCCGCCUGCCUUUGCCUUCUAAGUACUAGGAUUAAAGGUGUGUGCCACCACUGCCCAGCUUCAAGCUUAACUUUUUUAAUGGUGCUAGGGAUUGAACCCAGGGCCUUGCACAUGGUAGCUCUACCACUGGUCUACAUCCCUCCCUGGCCCUUAAUUCUUUUAAAAUUAUGAGUGCAGCUGGCCAUGGUCGUGAGCACCUGCACUAGGAGUGCCAGCAUUUCAGGACCAGCCUGCGCUGCAGGGUAAGACCAUCUCAACAACAAGUACUGUCUGACAAAGUUAGACCUCAGUAAACGGAAGUUAGUGCUGUUAUCCGUGAAAUUUAGAACAAAAUUAACUUGACAUUAAUGUCUGUGUUGUGCCAUAUAGCAAGGAGUCUGUUGUACCUUCCUCACUGCAUCUGAAGAUAAUUUUGAUUUACUUUGAAUGCCUAGAGUAGCUCUUGAAAUUUUACCUUGGAUGCUGCCUACGAUGACGGGGGGCGGGGGGGGGGGCAAAGUAAUGGUGUGUGUAGACACAUCCGGGAGAUCUGCCAUUCUGUGCAUGUUUCACCCAUGCUGCGCCUUUGGUUAUAGACUAGUGGGGAGGAAAGGGAGCAGCCUCAGCCAUGCCUAGCUCUCAGGAAUUCAGGAGCCCCACAGAAACCAACCCUAUUACAUCCUUGCCCUCUCUCCAGUCUUUUCUUAGCGUCUAGAUCUUUGGGAAUCCCUCCCUUGCCGUUCCCCUCACCCUAAACAUUAAGCCACCCAUCUCUUGGGUGUUCAUGUGUGUGUAUGCACAUGUGUGUGUCUGUGUGCCCACAAAUGUGGAGGAGCCAUGCACCCUGUGUUUUUGAGUCUAGGACUCACUGACUGUACUCCGCUGGCUGGCUAGUAAGCCCCAGGGACCCGUCUGUUUCUGCCUCCUUAGACCACACCCCUCAGGGGUGACGUCAGCCUCUUUAGAUCACACCCCCAGGGGUGACCUCAGCCUCCUUAGACCACACCCCCAGGGGUGACGUCAGCCUCCUUAGACCAGCCCCCCAGGGGUGACCUCAGCCUCCUUAGACCAGCCCCCCCAGGGGUGACCUCAGCCUCCUUAGACCACAACCCCCAGGGGUGACCUCAGCCUCCUGCUCGCACCUCUUCCCUACCUGGAACUGUAGCUCUCAGUGCUCUAUUGUGCUUGUUUAGUCUUCAACCACUGCUCAGACCCGCUGCUAAACUAGUUUGAGACAGAAUCUCUGUGCAACCUAUGCCAACUUGGAACUGGAAUUCACUAUGUAGAUCAGGCUAUGGUCUUCCUACAUUUACUUCCUCAGUGCUGAGAUUACAGAACCUAGCAGUUCAAUUCUCAAAUAUCCAAUGAAAUAAGGCUCUGAACCAUGCAUAGAAAAGAACACAGGUUAUAAUAAAUACUUCACUGGGACCAAAAAGAGACCAAAAGCCCGAGUUCCCUUUUGUAGGAACCCGGGAAUUACUUUAUACAUAGUUUCUGAUAUUGUACAUGUAUGAUAUACAUACACAUCAUACAUGGUUAAGUUCCUGAAGGGUAGGGUAGGGGUGAAGUUAGACGGCAGAGUGCUUACUUAGUAUGGAUGAAGCCCUGGAUGUAAUUCCCAGAACAACAUAAAGCAUCAGGA
Molecule: messenger RNA, 3239 nt
Organism: Myodes glareolus (Bank vole)
Lineage: Eukaryota; Metazoa; Chordata; Mammalia; Rodentia; Cricetidae
Gene: Pym1
Product: PYM1 exon junction complex associated factor
Biological process (GO): exon-exon junction complex disassembly
Cellular component (GO): exon-exon junction complex; cytoplasm
Molecular function (GO): RNA binding
Source: RefSeq, a predicted model, not a curated record